AAACGUUUCUACUUCCGGUUCACUUGACGUAACAUUUGUUUACCAAUUUGUGGACCGUUCCCUUAAACGAGCUCCUUCAAAGCAUUUUCAUUGGAUGCGACAAAUUACUACUGACUGGUGGCCAACGCAAUCCCAAACAUCAAGUCAAAGAGUAGAAUGUGGAAAUGAGAAGAAAUCCAGGUCACGUCGAACAAGUAAAACACAAAAGGAAAUGAAGAGUCCCGCAAACGUCACUGUAGAAGAACUUCCCCCUGAGAAGCACAAUCCCGUCCAUGUUAAACAGAAGGAGGAGCCUGACAUGCCGUUGAUUAAACAGGAGGCGGAGCCAGAGACCUCUGACCUCAAAGAAGAAAAACAGGAAAUUGAAAUCCUCAAUUUUCCAACGGGUGUCGGUGUGAAGAGCGAAGAAGACGAAGGAACAAGCGAAGAGAGCAGAGCAGCGAACCCUUUGAGCGACAGCUCAUUACAGCACCAGACAACAAAAGGAGAGCAACCGUACAGCCUCUUAGCUCCGCUUUUGGACAGCGAUGACAUAACGUCACAUUCUUCUGACUUUAAUACUGAUGAGGAAGAGGACGACUUUGACCAAAAUGCUUCAAAAUCCUUAGACAAGUCAUCAUUUCAAAGAGACGCAAAGAAAGGUGUGGUUGAAAAACGUUUUCCCUGCUCACUUUGUGAUAAAACAUUUCCUUGUAAACGCUACUUAAGGGCACACAUGCGUAGACACACUGGAGCGAAGCCUUUUGCCUGCACACUUUGUGAUAAAAAAUUCUUCGGGAAGGCAAAUUUAAACAGUCACACAAGAACACACACUGGAGAGAAACCUUUUGCCUGCACACUUUGUGGUAAAAGAUUCACUGAGAAGGGUAGUUUAAGCAAACACACAAGAACACACACUGAAGAGAAGCCUUAUGCCUGCACACUUUGUGAUAAAAAAUACAUCGUGAAGGCAAAUUUAAACAUUCACACAAGAACACACACCGGAGAGAAGCCUUUUGCCUGCACACGUUGCGAUAAAAGAUAUUUCAAUAACAGUGGUUUAAAGAGACACACAAGAACACACACUGAAGAGAAGCCUUAUGCCUGCACACUUUGUGAUAAAAAAUUCUUCGGGAAGGCAAAUUUAAACAGUCACACAAGAACACACACUGGAGAGAAACCUUUUGCCUGCACACUUUGUGGUAAAAGAUUCACUGAGAAGGGUAGUUUAAGCAAACACACAAGAACACACACUGAAGAGAAGCCUUAUGCCUGCACACUUUGUGAUAAAAAAUACAUCGUGAAGGCAAAUUUAAACAGUCACACAAGAACACACACCGGAGAGAAGCCUUUUGCCUGCACACGUUGUGGUAAAAGAUUCACCCGUAAGGGAGAUUUAAACACACACACAAGAACACACACUGGAGAGAAGCCUUUUGCCUGCACACGUUGUGGUAAAAGAUUCAACCAUAAGGGAAAUUUAAACAUUCACACAAGAACACACAUUGGAGAGAAGCCUUAUGCCUGCACACUUUGUGAUAAAAAAUACUCCAGGAAGGGAAAAUUAAACAUUCACACAAGAAAACAUACUGGAGAGAAGCCUUUUGCCUGCACACUUUGUGGUAAAAGAUUCACCGGGAAGGGAGAUUUAAACAUUCACACAAGAAAACAUACUGGAGAGAAGCCUUUUGCCUGCACACUUUGUGGUAAAAGAUUCACCCGUAAGGCAGAUUUAAACGAACACACAAGCACACACGCCUUAUGCCUGCACACUUUGUGAUAAAAAAUACUCCAGGAAGGGAAAAUUAUACAUUCACACAAGAACACACACUGGAGAGAAACGUUUUGCCUGCACACUUUGUGAUAAAAAAUACUCCACGAAGGAUAAUUUAAACAUUCACACAAGAACACACACUGGAGAGAAGCCUUU
Molecule: messenger RNA, 1909 nt
Organism: Corythoichthys intestinalis (scribbled pipefish)
Lineage: Eukaryota; Metazoa; Chordata; Actinopteri; Syngnathiformes; Syngnathidae
Product: gastrula zinc finger protein XlCGF57.1-like
Exons: 3
Coding region: 95-1759 (554 amino acids)
Biological process (GO): regulation of transcription by RNA polymerase II
Molecular function (GO): RNA polymerase II cis-regulatory region sequence-specific DNA binding; DNA-binding transcription factor activity, RNA polymerase II-specific
Source: RefSeq, a predicted model, not a curated record